This is a messenger RNA of Tigriopus californicus, 1761 nucleotides long. RefSeq names its product calmodulin-like. The coding region runs from base 976 to 1524 and encodes 182 amino acids. Gene Ontology annotation, molecular function: calcium ion binding. NCBI's taxonomy places the organism in Eukaryota, Metazoa, Arthropoda, Copepoda, Harpacticoida, Harpacticidae. The record is from RefSeq and is a predicted model, not a curated record. The transcript has 2 exons.
CUACAGUGGAUAAGAAAACUCGUAGGGUUUUCAAGAACCGGGAUUACCAUGCCCCUGUCACCCAUCCUCCGUCAACCAUUGUACUGCGUCCCAACUGACAGAAGAGACGUUCAUAACCCUCAAGGUUCUCUCGAGACUCUGUCCUAGUAAACAGUUAUGGACCCGACAGCACUCUCAAGUAGAAUGUAUACCAGGGACCUGGUUUCUUUUCCCAUGCCUACGCACUUCCCCUGAAUGGGAUCUCGGGCCUUUUAGUUCCCCAACAGAGGCGGCGAGACCCUCAGCAUUGCCUGGAAAAGAUCGCAAGUUCCAGUACAUCGCUCCACUUUAGUGCUGGGUGUGUGAGUGUUUUUCCGAAUUGCUCCCUGACGACCUGAAACGGGAAGAUCGAGUAUAGUGGAUGUGGAAGGACGAAGAAGAAGAAGAACGGAAAGAGGCGCCUUUGGACUUGCUUUGGUCUCCGUUCCCGUAGCCUAGUUUUGACUACUAACGAACGCAUCCCUUGGAAGCUAAGGUCCGAAUUCGUCGAUGUUGGCUGAGCGUUCUAGGUCGUCGAGGAUAUGACAAGACGGAAGGGAAGCUGGCGUUUUAUGUGCCAAGCAAGGGUCGAGGAUCUCCCAGAAGCAACUGGCUGGUUUUUCUCAGUCCGUAAACUGGUCGAGAACAUAGAGGAACACCAUCUGAGGAAACGCGAGGAACCAGCAGAUUUGCGGCGGAAAAGGAGCGAAAUAGAACACCACAAAAGACGGACAAAACAGAGCGUCAGAUUCCAAUUUGCGGAAGUCAUUGUGACCCUUGAUUUGAAGACUGAAAGCAGGAGAGUGAACAAGGCAAUUGCAAAAUAAUUCUAGAAUACCCUCUGGGCAAUGUCCAUAUUGAAAAACUAAAAGCUUCUCGGAUCAGUAAGGGCUCAAUUUGCCUGUCUUUGUGUGUUGAAACAAACGAUCCAACCCGGAGUCUUGACCAGUUGAAAGAAUGAGUGUCCAUGCGGCAAGAGCGAUUCGCCAGAAGCAUAAGGUUGACCCUGAUUCAGCGGAGAAUUCCUUGAGCCCGGAGCAGAAAAAGGUGCUGGAAGAAGCCUUCGAGGCUGCUGAUAAGAACGGAGACGGAAUCCUCUCAGCGGAUGAGUACUACGACAUUUUCCAAACGCAUGGUCUUUCAAUCGAUCGAGAAUGGAUUGAGAAAACCAUCGCUCGGAAUGACAAAGAUGGAGACGGAGGAAUUUCAUUUCAAGAGUUCAUGGAGAUGAACCGGAGCCGCUUGAAAGGCGAGACCGGACAACCCAACGCGACCUCUAGCGGAUAUUCACAGAUUAAUAGAGAUGGAGAGAAGGCCAAACUUGCAUUUAACGCCUACGACAGGAAUCGCGACGGGUACCUCACCAAGGCUGAGUUUCGAAAGACGUCCAAGAAGAUGACAGAGGCGCAGAUCGACGCAGUUUUUGAAAAAUUCGACAAAAAUAGAGAUGGAAGAUUGGAUUUUGACGAGUUCAAGAAUCUCAUGGAAUCUAACAAGAAGCCAUAAAACAAGUCCAGUAUCUCAUUUUUUUGAUCAAAUGCCUCCAUUUUUGCAUGUUUUUUUCUGAAUAGUGAUCAAUGCAUAUGUGUCGUCCGUAUUACUUUUGAUAUCUAUCAGCACACAUGAACCUAUCAUGACCCAUAAAAUGUCAUUAUCAUAUUAAAGGAAGCAAGCAUUCAUGAAACUCCGACUUAUCUUUCGACUUUGAACCAUGUUAUCAUCAUUACACAAUUUAUGAGCAAA